AUGGCGUCAGCGCCUCCGAAGGGGGAGUCGUUUGACUUCGAGGAUCCACGCGCGCAGGAAGCCAUGGGAUCUGCCUCCGCGUCCUGCAGCCCUGCCGGAGGCGUCUUCGGCGUCUCCCCGCCGGAGUCCUCGCGCCGCGACAGCCGAAAGAGAAGGAAAGACAGGCCUUCAUGGAUCAAACAUACGUUCACACCUCAUUUUGACGGUCACCUGUGGAGAAAGUACGGCCAGAAAAACAUCAAGGACUCUGCCUUCCCAAGGCUUUAUUACAGAUGCUCUUACCGUGAAGACAGGCAAUGCCUUGCCUCAAAGCUGGUGCAACAGGAGAACCACGAGGACCCACCACUGUUCAAGGUCACCUACACGUACGAGCACACGUGCAACACCGCGCCCGUCCCAACUCCCGAUGUCGUGGCCGAGCUGCCGGCGCCGGCAACUGGCGACGCGCUCCUUCUGCGGUUCGACUCCACGGGCGCAGGCCACCGAGGCGCGCACCGGAUGGAGCAGGAACGACAUUACCAGCAGCCUGCGGCACCUGGGUCUGGGUGGCCGUCCAUGAUGCUGAGCUUUGAUUCCAAUAACCGUCAGCACGAACAGUGUACGUUCCCUUCCGAGCUGCCGCCAGCUGCGUCGUCGUCGUCGUUUUCGACCGAGGGACUGCCAGCGCCGUCGUCUACAACCGAUGGCGGAGACGACGGGUUCUCGACGUGGGACUCGUUGAGAUACGGAUUAAAUGACCAUGUGCACUUCGGCGACCAUUCGUAUCUCCCAAACAGUGGUAAUGAUGGUGACGAUAACUACUGACCGUCUGUCUGGCCACAUCCACACACGGGCAAAAAACUGUCAUUGUUUGACCUGGAAUUAAGAAGUUAAUACACAUUCUUUGUUGAGGGUAUGUGCACACGUACUGAUGUAUAAUUGUUUGUUCAUUUUAGCUAAAGUUCACUAGCUUGAGUGUGUUAUAUAUCCAUCAAUGCAUGUUUAUACUUUUUGUUGUGGAGAAUGCGGAGCCAUGGUCAAAACCCUUUUGGGGCUGUCUCCAGAAAUUUGGGGGCCCGGGACAAAAAUCAACGUAGGAUUUUUUUUAACCAUUUAACUGAAGAACCAAUAUAAGUAAAGCAUACCCCCACUUAUAAUUAUGUAACUUCAAACAUGUCUUAUUUGGUACAAUAUUUAGGAAAUAUACCAAAUACUAAUGGUAAAAUAGAAAAUAUGGUACUAGAGCAAUAAAUUUAUAAACUGGCCUCAUUUUCUACCAAAAAACAGCACCCUUCGAGUAUUUCUUGAAAUGAAUUAUUCGGUCACAUCUUCAUAAUUAAUCUGAAUCAAUUCAAACUCUCAUAAUAAUAGCCCUGUAGAGCAAAGAAAAUAGA
Molecule: messenger RNA, 1373 nt
Organism: Aegilops tauschii subsp. strangulata
Lineage: Eukaryota; Viridiplantae; Streptophyta; Magnoliopsida; Poales; Poaceae
Product: probable WRKY transcription factor 62
Biological process (GO): regulation of DNA-templated transcription
Molecular function (GO): DNA-binding transcription factor activity; sequence-specific DNA binding
Source: RefSeq, a predicted model, not a curated record